CGAAUGAAUGUUAUAUUAUCUUUCCUCAUUAAUUUCACUCAUAUAAAAUGCAAAUGUUUUUGGGAAAUAUGCUAUGAUAGCACUAAAAAGGGGUAGAGAUUUGGAAUUGAGGUUUAAAAUUUUGUAAAAUAAAAAAUAAAUAUUAAAAAUUUGAAAAUAAAAAUUUUAAAAAUAGUUUCAAAAAGUAUUUUCGAAUUACAAAAAGAAAAUUUGAAAAGAAAAUAAAAAAAUAAAAAAGUUCGAAUUCGAAACAUAUAAUCUAAAACUAUUUUUUUUUUUUUAUAUAUCUAGAAUAUUAAGGUCUUUUUACCUAUUAAAUAAAAUAAUUUGGUUAUUUUCUUCUUUGUACUCUAUUUUUGUGACCAAAACUUAAAAUGAUUUAUUUACAAGAAUUGCCCAAUGCUUUUCACAACAGUUCGGGAAGCAGCAUAAAACCUUUACACGCGAAACAACUUUAUAAGUUGAUACAUAGACGGAUUAUCCAUUGACACUCCAUUUACACAUAAAACAGUGUGACAGACAUACGUGGGUUCAAUUGACCACCCAUAAAAUUUUACAUGAAUUAGGUUUUGGUUAUACGUUGAUUUCUAAUAGAUUUGUUGAUUGUUUUGUUUGAACAUCCUAGAUUAAACAUUGACCAUUUUAUAUCAAUUAUCUGUACCUAUUAAUCCAUCCUUAGCAUUUGAUUGGAAGUUUAGUUUUUGCACGUAUUUCUUGAUUAGAUUUGAGAUCACUUUGUUUAUAUUUCUAAGAUCUUAGCUAGUUAUCAAUCAUUCAUCUUCUUAUUUGAUUAGAAUAUAGAAGUUUGUAUAUUCUUAGUGUUAUUGAUCACUGGUUACUUGUGGAUUCGAUCUUAAAGUGAUGCAUUAAUAUACCGAUUGUGGUAGCGUUCACAUUAAAUUAAUCGACAUGUAAUAAUAAUAAUAACUAAAACCAAACUAUUGUGUGAUUCACAAAUUAAAAACUGUUAUUUAUCAUAUUUACUCGGACUAAUAAAUUUUAAUAACAUACAAAUAUAUUCCUAGUUUAGUACUCCAUAUAAUUAAUUAAACAAUGAUGAUUUGAAUCAACAGAUUUUUAGCUUUUUAGUUUUUAAUAAAGAGAAAUUUCCUAUGAUAGCAUUUUAAAGUUUUUGUCACAAAAUAGUCCUCAAUGAAGAAAAUGACUAAAAUAAAUUUUAUUAAAGGAUAAAAAUGUAUUUUUACUCUAUGGUUAACUAAUCUAGACUUAAAGUUCAAAGUUAUAUUAAAAAUUUCAAAAUAAAAAGAUGUUAUUUUGGUCAUUUUAUUUUUUAAAUGCUAUUUUUGUGACAAAAACUUAAAUAUGACUAUUUGAGAGAAUUGCCUUUUAAUAAAUUAUAAACAGAAAAUCAUUUAAAAGUGAAUUUACGUGUGAAUUGUACUAAAUAAUUAUGCAUGCCUCCAAUAGAAAUUUAUUAUGAAUAUUUAUCUGAUAGUAUGUGUUGUCCAACUUAGUGCAAGAUCUUCGUUAUCUAUACAACAUUUAAUAGUAAGAUUUUUCAACUUUUGUUCAUAACUCAUAAGGCUCUAAUUUUAUUGGUUAACAAAAAGUUGACCACUCAUUUCUUGUAUAAAUACUCAACCUCUUCCCUUGCCUUCGCUUAUCUUUUCUUCUAAAGCAAGUUAGAAACUUCCGAAAUAAUUCAAGAAAAAAGUUCCCUCGAAAACAAGAGUACUUCUCAUCGCAGCAUGGCUUCUGGUAGUAGAACCGUACGACGCUUAAAUUUUGGAACGUGUUAUGUUAUUGAGCCCAUAGAAAUCCAUAAAGCAACUAUAGUAUGGCUGCAUGACCUCGACCAUAUCGGACGCCGCUGUUUAGAGCCUCUGAAAGAUUUGAAUCUUCCAAGUAUAAAAUGGAUUUGUCCGACUGCUCCCAGACUUCCCGUUACUUCCUUGGCUGGACAAAACGCCACUGCGUGGUGCGACAUCACAAAAGUUUCAGAGAGCAUGCAACAUGAUUUCGAAUCAUUAGAUAGUGUAAAUUCAUAUGUUGCUGAUCUUUUAUCUACCGAACCAACGAAUGUUAUUAAAGGUGUAGGAGGUGUCGGUUUGGGAGCAGCAGCAGCUCUCUAUUUUGCGAGUUCCUGCGCCUUUGGAAAGGUCCAGAUUAAGCAACAAAUGAUUAACCCGCAAAUUGUUAUAGGGAUCAACGGUUGGCUUCCUGGCUUGACGAGCUUACAACCCAAUAUGAAUAAUGCUUUUGGGACUUUUAAUCGUGCUAAAUUGCAACGAAUCUUACUUUUACACGGAACCUCUGAUGAUGUAGUUCCCUCCGAGUUUGGAUACAAAUGUGCUGUUUCCCUUCGAAACAAUGAAUUUCCAACCAUGUUUAAACAAUGUGGAGGGUAUAAACAUCGAUUAAUUCUCUCUCUCUCUCUCUCUUUUUUUUUUUACAUAUUUUCUGAUUUUAGGUUGUCAUUUGCAGCAAUCAUGUAAUGACCGAGAUAUGCGUUUGGCUCACACAAACCUUUGGACUCUGAAAAUGAAUUCAAACUCUGCAUAAAUAAAAUAAUCGAGAACAAAAAUAUCAUGGAGUAUUACAUAUUAAUAUACAUUAGAAAGUGUUUUAGUGUCAUUUUUAUGUUUUUAAUAUCCAGUAGUUAAUGUACUCUUUAUUAUAAACCUAUAUAUACAAAUUAUUAUAUAGUUUGGAUUUUGGUGUAAUCGUGAGUUUUUAAUUAUCAUUUCAUAAUUAUAAAAGGCUCUUUACAGCUAAGAUAAGUAUAUAUUUAGAUAUAAAUUAGUAAGUAUUUUACUAUAUUAAUUAAAAUUCCAUGCUUUACAAAUAAAAUCUAUAAUAUUAUUUGAGAAGUGAAUUUGCUCAUUUUCAUGAUUUCCAUAAUUUUUGGAUAAGUCAAUAGUUUUCAUAAAUAUUUUUUUAAUGUAUUUUUAUAAUAAACAUUUUUGGAAACAUGAUAAUUGCAAUAUUUCAGCUAUACAAAUAUUGGAUAUUAUCUUAUUUUUAUUAUAUUAAAAAUCCAUUUGAUUUUAGGUGAUUUAGUUAUUUUAAUAAAUAUUUUUAAUAAUAUUUAAAUAUAAGAUAAUAAACAGUUUUGAGAAAAUAUGAUAAUUAUCAUCUACACAACUAUUUGAUAUUAUCUUAUAAAUAUUAUUUAAGAAUAUUCUUCUCUUAUAUGUCAUGAAAGGAUUAUAUUUAUAUUUUGGUAUUAAAAAUUAUAUAAUUUUGGAUUUUUUAAUAUAAGUUCAUCGAUAGCAUAUACAAUUUAUUAUUUUUAUUUAUUAGUGUUUAGUUUUUAACAAUAUUUUUCAAACGAGUAUAAAUUUUAUAAAUAUGUGUUAUCACAAAAGCUCAUAUUUAUGUUAUAUCCAUACCAAAGCAGUACUCGAAUACAAGUUGUAGAGAAACAUUAGAAAAAAAACUGCAAUGAAAAAAGAUGAAUAUUU
Messenger RNA from Brassica rapa (field mustard), 3425 nucleotides. Its product is annotated as acyl-protein thioesterase 2. Gene Ontology annotation, molecular function: hydrolase activity. The record is from RefSeq and is a predicted model, not a curated record. Lineage: Eukaryota; Viridiplantae; Streptophyta; Magnoliopsida; Brassicales; Brassicaceae.